This is a messenger RNA of Papaver somniferum (opium poppy), 1452 nucleotides long. RefSeq names its product probable BOI-related E3 ubiquitin-protein ligase 3. Lineage: Eukaryota; Viridiplantae; Streptophyta; Magnoliopsida; Ranunculales; Papaveraceae. Bases 323 to 1240 code for a protein of 305 amino acids. Gene Ontology annotation, molecular function: ubiquitin-protein transferase activity. The record is from RefSeq and is a predicted model, not a curated record. The transcript is spliced from 2 exons.
UUCGUCUUUAAUGGACUUCUAUUUUUUGUUUCCCUUCAAAAAUAACGAGAGAGCAGAAAAAAGAAAAAUAAAGUUUGCAGGUGGAGAAGGAGAAGGAGAUGAUAUUAUGAUGAUCAUUCAUGCGCAACUUCUGCUCUAACCGUACAUUAACACCUAUAAACCCAUUAGAAAAAGAAACCAGCUUUUGUGUUUUCUUCUGUUCUCUGUCUCUCUGUUCUUGUUUAGUCAGGGAGGAGGAGGAAAAAAACGAAUCUUUAAAAAAGAGUUUGUCUUUGUUUUGUUCAUCAGUUUGUUUGUUAGGAUUAUUAUAUAUAAAGUGAGAAUGGCUGUUCAGGCUCAGCAACAACAGCAUUCAGAGAACCUAGGUAUUAGUUUUUGUGGUUCAUCAUCACAGGAAUGGAUAAUGGAGAAUAACAAUGCUUGUGGCGUUGGUGGUUUUGAUCAACAAUUAUAUCUUUCUCUUCAACAACAGCAACUGUUUCAGCAACAACAGCAACAGAUGAUGUUGCAGAAUCAACAGAGAAACUUUAGUAAUCAGAACAUGGGUUUUGAUUAUUGUGGUCAGCAACUAGUUUCUACUUCUAAUAAUAAUAACCAUGAUUCUUCUCUUCAUUCAUCAAUGGCGUUUACUCAAUCAUUACUCUCUCAAGUUGAGAAACAACAGAGGCAGGAAAUUGAUCGUUUUGUUGCAUUACAGAACGAGAGACUAAGAUUAGCCUUGCAUGAGCAGAGAAAGCAGCAGUUGGCCGUAAUGCUAGCAAGUUUAGAAUCUAAAGCAGUGAACUUAUUGCAACAAAAAAACGAUCAACUAUCAGAAGCCACAAAGAAGACAAUGGAACUUGAACAAUGUCUUAGAAAAGCAGAAAUGGAAAACCAAGUAUGGCAAAGAAUCGGUAAAGAAAACGAAGCAAUGGUUAUAGCUCUGCACAACACAUUGGACCAAGUUAAAGAAAAUGUCUAUUGCUAUUCAUCCGUAGCUGAAGAUGCCGGUUCAUGUUGUGAUAAUUACGAUGAUAAUAAUGUCCAUAAUAAUCCAGAACCAGAGCAAGUGGAUGAAAACAGUUUGAUGAUGAUGAACAAGAUAGUGUGCAAGGGAUGUAAUUCUCGAGAUUCGUGUAUUCUUUUAUUUCCUUGCAGGCAUCUCUGUUUGUGUAAGUCGUGUGACGCUUUUUCAAGUCAUUGCCCUGUCUGUAAAUGUGUAAAGAAUGGAAGCAUGGAGGUCUACAUGUCCAUGCCUUGAUGAUCAUCAUCAGAAAGAAAAUCAAAGUUUUUAGAUUUCAGAAAAAAAAAAUACUUUUAUCAGUGAUAUGGUAUUAAUAAUCUCUUUAAAACAACCCAUUUUCGAUUAACGAGUCCUGAAUUCUUGGGUAGAGGACUGAUAACACAUUAAGUUAUGGAGGAUUCUGAAACCAUAUCUUGGAGACUAGACAUUAUAGUAAAAAGAUACAUAAC